Molecule: messenger RNA, 5487 nt
Organism: Syngnathoides biaculeatus (alligator pipefish)
Lineage: Eukaryota; Metazoa; Chordata; Actinopteri; Syngnathiformes; Syngnathidae
Gene: trim37
Product: tripartite motif containing 37
Exons: 25
Coding region: 265-3072 (935 amino acids)
Biological process (GO): negative regulation of centriole replication; protein autoubiquitination
Cellular component (GO): aggresome; peroxisome
Molecular function (GO): ubiquitin protein ligase activity; ubiquitin protein ligase binding; zinc ion binding
Source: RefSeq, a predicted model, not a curated record
GGCUUAGAGGCACCUUCCUUUCCCAGCCCAUCUUCUUCCAUUCGGGAUCCAAAUUGCGGCAGGCAGAAUUCCAUCUUCGCAACAUUUUGUAAAGGUUCGAACGUAGGACGACGCCUGGUGCACCUAUAAAACCAAACAAUGUAGUGUGUUUGUUUUUUGGGGACGUCUUUUAACCGCUUGGGACUGAACGACGUCGACGUUUUUUGGUCACCGGCGACAUUUUAUUUCCCCGGCAUUGCAGACGAAAGACUCAAACUGGCGGAAAUGGACGAACAAAGCGUGGAGAGUAUCGCCGAGGUGUUCCGCUGCUUCAUCUGCAUGGAGAAGCUGAGGGACGCUCGCCUCUGCCCGCACUGCUCCAAGCUCUGCUGCUUCAGCUGCAUACGACGCUGGCUGACCGAGCAGAGAGCUCAGUGCCCGCACUGUCGAGCUCCACUCCAGCUGAGGGAGCUGGUAAACUGCCGCUGGGCCGAGGAAGUGACGCAACAGCUGGACACGCUGCAGCUCUGCAGCCUCACCAAACACGAGGACAACGACAAAGACAAAUGUGAGAACCACCACGAGAAGCUGAGCGUCUUCUGCUGGACGUGCAAGAAAUGCAUCUGCCACCAGUGCGCUCUGUGGGGCGGCAUGCACGGCGGGCACACCUUCAAGCCACUGGUGGAGAUCUACGAGCAGCACGUGACCAAAGUGAAGGAGGAGGUGGCCAAGCUGCGGCGUCGCCUCAUGGAGCUCAUCAGCCUGGUGCAGGAAGUGGAAAGGAACGUGGAGGCCGUCCGGGGAGCGAAGGACGAGCGGGUCCGCGAGAUCCGGAACGCGGUGGAGAUGAUGAUCGCUCGUCUGGACAACCAGCUCAAGAACAAACUCAUCACGCUCAUGGGUCAGAAGACGUCCUUGACCCAGGAGACGGAGCUGCUGGAGUCUAUCCUGCAGGAGGUGGAGCAUCAGCUCCACUCGUGCAGUAAGAGCGAGCUGAUCUCCAAGAGUCCAGAGAUCCUGCUCAUGUUCCAGCAGGUCCACAGGAAGCCCAUGCAGUCCUUUGUCACCACACCGGUGCCACCAGACUUCACCAGUGAGCUGGUUCCAGCCUACGACUCCAGUACGUUUGUUUUGGUCAACUUCAGCACUCUGAGGCAGCGGGCUGACCCGGUCUACAGCCCACCUCUACAGAUAUCUGGACUCUGUUGGAGGCUCAAAGUCUACCCGGAUGGUAACGGAGUGGUUCGUGGGAACUACCUGUCCGUGUUCCUGGAGCUGUCUGCCGGACUUCCUGAAACGUCAAAGUACGAGUACCGCGUGGAGAUGGUUCACCAGACCUCUAGCGACCCGAGCAAAAACAUCAUCCGCGAGUUUGCGUCUGACUUUGAGGUGGGCGAGUGUUGGGGCUACAACCGCUUCUUCAGGUUGGACCUCCUGGCCAGCGAGGGCUACCUGAACAUGCAGACGGACACGCUGGUUCUCCGAUACCAGGUACGAUCGCCAACUUUCUUCCAGAAGUGCAGAGACCAGUACUGGUACAUCAGCCAGCUGGAGUCUGCACAGAGUGGCUACAUCCAGCAGAUCAACAACCUCAAAGAGAGGCUGGCCAUCGAGCUGUUCCGCCACCGCUCGUCACGCAGCUCCUCGCCCCCUGACCUGAGGGUGGCGGCAGGGAGCGCGACCUCCGAGCGAGACCCCCGCACCGCCAAGACAGACGGCAACAUUCAGACCGCGCUGAGCAAGGGCAAAAAGGGUGACGAGGACUACGAGCGAACCGUUCAGGACGACUCUAACGAGCUCUCGGACGGUGACCUGGAAGUGGACUGUCUCACCGAGGAGGAGGUGAACCCGCUGGAUGGCAGCAGCACCUCGGGGAGCUCCACGGCCACCAGCAACACCGAGGAGAACGACAUCGAUGAAGAAACCAUGUCUGGCGAGAACGACGUGGACUUCAUUGGGAACCUGGACACGGAGGAAGGAGAGCUUCCUGAUGACUCUGAUGGGGCCUCUGGUAGUCCCAGCUCCUGUCUGCACGCAGCCUUUCACAGCUCCGCAAUUGGCCGUGGUGCCACCGGAGGAGGCGGAGCUUGCGCCGGCGGCAGCAGCAGUCUCCUGGACCUCGACCCGGUCAUCCUGAUCCAGCUGCUGGAUCUGAAGGAGCACAAUAACAUGGAGUCCCUGUGGGGUCUUCAGCCCCGGCCCCCGGGGUCCCUCCUCAACGGCCAAGCUGGUUUAACCUCCAGGAAAGAACGCGAGCGCCGCCCCCAGGUGGUGCGGCGCUCCACCCCGGACUCGGCGGUCCUCGUGCGGCUCAAGGCGCAGAUGGCCGAGGUGCGCAGCAAGAUGUCCGACAUCAAGAGCCAGGCGCCGGAGGGCCGCGCGAGCGGCGAUUCCAGGCUGGGACCGUCCGGGAUCUUCGGUGCCGAAGAAGCGCCCUCGCACCACCUGGAGGCGGCGGACGGAUCCAAGCCCGGCGAGCUGGCGCUGCUCAGGAGGGCGGCCGCCGUUCGAUCCAGACCGUGCCGCCCCGGCAGGAAAUCCCUGCAGUCGGCCCUGGAAAGCGGCAACCUCUCGGUGGGUCGGCAGAGGAGCGCGGAGCAGACCGAGAAGGACGCGAGGGGAGCGGACGCGGCCCCUGAACUCGGCCUGCAUCUCAAGGAGCCCGCUGACGGAGGAGUGAAGGUGACCGACAGCGCUCAGGUCGCGGCGGAGCAGGCCUCCUCCAAGCAGCACCCGUACGCGGCGUCCGGGUCCAGGGACGACACCUUCUCUUUGGUGGGGUCCGGCUACACGGCGGCCGGCAAGAACUGCGGCGCGAGGACCCUGGGGGCAGCCAUGUUGGACUUUGAAUCGGAAAGCUCGGGAAACUCCCAUCAUUCCUUGCUGGAGAGACCCUCCUCGCAGCUGGAGUCCGCUGAAGGCCAGUAUGCCUCUGACCCGGCAACACCAUCGAUCCUGGCGGCCGCGGUACCGACGAGCAGCGAGAGCGACACCGAGGACGAGGACGCACCGCGCAGCACGAACUCUCGCUACGACAACCAGACUCCGCCCUGCACAGGGGAGUCGCUGUCUGAAGACAUGACUGACAGGUGAGGAGUCCCCCCCCCAACGCCAGUCAAAACUGAAACUGCCUCUGACAUCAGCAAACAUUUCGUAGAACCGUAAAUAUUGUUCCACUCCACUGCAUGAUUUCAAUGAACAUUGUCUUCAACAUUCCAUUCCCCCCUCCCCCCACUCAUCUAACAUUAAAGAGCUUUAAUACAAAAUGUCAUUUCAAAUCUGGAAACAUUGUUGCCGUAGGAACAGCCUAGUAACGCGCUGAACAAAAUUUGUUGAAAUUUCUAAUUUAGUUUUUUUUUUUUUUUUUUUUUUCUGCACUGAAAUGGCCUCUGGAGGAAAAAUAAAGUUGAAGAUUUGGGCUGCUAAAAUAAUAAUAAUAAUAAUAAUUAUAAUAACCUGCACUUUACAAGCGUCCAAUCCCUUUUCUGCACUGAGCCAUAUUUGAGUCUCAAAUAGGACCAAGUCAUGAGAAUGUGUAAGUCGGCGGUACAUGUGAUCACGCUUCGUGUAUAUAAUACAUAUUUUCAUUUCAGUGGUUUUUAUUUGUGCUUGAGACGAGUCAAUAACAACAUGGCCUUUCAUCAAUAUUGAUAAAUUGACUUUUUUUUAUGUUUUUUUAAUGUUCUCUCAAUGCACUGAUACUUGUCGACUGUGUGACUUUGUGUUUUUCGUGUAAUAAAAAUCACGUUUUAUCAUGGAGUCGGUUGACUUUUGCGCUUUGAAUGAGGAAUGUAUAACGAUAAGCGGCUUGCAAAGCCUGUUGGGUAAAAAAAAAAAAUCAAACUAGGGUUAAAAAAAAAUGGGGUGGGGGUUUCGACUUUAAAAUGUCAUGCCAUGCUCCAAUUCGCUCAUCCUCACAAGGGUCACAGGAAGGCUGGAGCCUAUCCCAGCUAGCUUCUUGCAGACUACACCCUGAACCACUCCCCAGUCAGUCGCAGGACAGAUAUCGACACUGUCACCAAGGGGGAAUCUAUCCCACGCUGCCCGCACCAAAGGCAGGCGUGUGUACCGCUACACCAUCAGUGACUGCUUGUUAAGCUUAAGGUUUCAAAACUGGUAAGAUUUUCGAGGUAUUGUCUCAAAACCAUUUUGGAUUUCCAAAUCAGCAUUUGGGUUUCAAUGCGGGGUACCGAAACAUUGCUGGAAUACUGUGGAAUAAGAAUCAGAAUCAUCUAUUGGCUGAUAUGUUCCAAAUUGAAGGAUGGGGUUAGUGUCUGGAAAAAGUAAAGAGUGUUCCGAAAACUUGUCUAUGUAGUAGUACCUUCGUCACUGGUGAUGUAGUGGUACACGUGCCUGCCUUUGUUGCGUGCGGCGUGGGAUCGAUUCCCGCGCAGUGACGGUGUCGCUAUCCGAGUGGCCACCAGUUCAGGGUGUAGUCCGGCUUUCCUGCAACCCUUGUGAGGAUAAGCGGCUUGGAUAAUGACAUGACCAUUGAAAUUCUUUCUCCCCACUCGCUGGCCACCUGAAAAGUGUAUAACAAUCUUUUUUUUUUUUUUAGACUUAAUUUUUGAGCAUUAUUUCAAUCCCACGGAAACUUCCAUAGUACGCAUUUCUCCAUUUUCACAAUUCAUAACAUUUAUGACUCGUGAGUGAUGUGUGUCGGAUGCAGAUUUUUUUUGUGUGUGUGUAAAUGACAUGUGAUCUAUCAAAGAAUAACAAAAGAUGAGAGAAAAGUGGAGUUGUUCUAGUCUUUAUAUACAUGAUCGUUAGUCACCAGUUACAGUACACGUAUUUGCUGUAAUAUACUACAGGAACACAUCAUACACAUAGUGAUUUUUUUUUUCCUUUAAUACUGUCGUUUAAAUUUAUCCUGCACAUAAUCGGGAGGGGGGGGGCGCAUUAUCUUCAGAGCACGCAGGUUUUGUCCAGCAGACAAACCCCUGGAACGACCCACAGCCCCAACCCCCAACGCAUUAUUGCUUACAGUGAUAAGAAAAAUAAGCAUUUCUCAUAAUUUUUGAAGGGCUUUUACACACACACCCAAAAUAAGUAAAUACGAUAUGAGCCACAGAGAAAUUUUGUUUUUUACUUGGAAAAAUUUCUGUCAGGCAACCCAAAUCUGAGCCACAAAACGACAAAAGCCGAUGACUACCUUCAGCUUUGGAUAUGUGUUAUAAUUACAAAAUGCCAAUAUCACAGGAAAAGUUUUUUUUUUUCCAUAAAAUAUGUCCAGAAUUAGUAAUAAUUGCCAAAUGAGUCACCAAAACAGAAAUCGUCAGGACGUUAUUGCAGCCAUACAAUUUGAAAUCACACUUCUGCAAAGUUUGCCCGCUCUCGUUCUCUGUUUCUCAUACAGUAUAUUUUAAAAAAUAACAUUUUGUCUUUGCUCGCAUUUUCUAAAAGUGAAGGCAAUAAAGGAUUGGUGCUCCGUGUAUUAAAAUGUGUAAAUAUUUUACUUGGGUAUUGUGAGUAAAUUUCUGUUCCUCAAAAUGUGAUUUAAAAAAAAUA